AUGGACCACGAUACGAACCAAAAUUUGCUGCACAAAAGGAAGCAAAUCUCACGUACCCCGGAUAACAUUGUCAAGAAAAAAGAUUUAAAAUUCCCUGCGGUGCCAACUAACAUCGACACCAACAGCUCACUGGACGCUGCAGCCAAGGCUACCAGUUACACCUACAAACUCGUUCAAGGUCUCGAGUACUACCAAGAAGAUUAUAUCGAGCUGUGCUUGGCCAAAGUCGUGAAGGACAAGAACAAGUAUGCGAGGCCCUGUCUCACCUCUCCAAGGAGCGAGUUCAGCAGUUCCUUAGAAAUUCCUUUAGAGUUCAGUGCUAUUUUAGAAGCUUUAUUUUAA
Molecule: messenger RNA, 342 nt
Organism: Macrosiphum euphorbiae (potato aphid)
Lineage: Eukaryota; Metazoa; Arthropoda; Insecta; Hemiptera; Aphididae
Source: the annotation of a GenBank genome assembly